CCCAAAACGAAUUUUGUGGGAAAAAUCUGCCCACCUCCUGGCCCACGCCGCUGCGCUGACCAUUUGAACCGGUGCAUGCUUUCUCUGUCGUACCCUUUGCGCAAGCCCUGUUCAGGGGAUGUGGGAGGCCCCAACGCUGCCUUCAAAGUCGGGCCCCGCGCCUCGCACGGCCACGCCUUGCAACGCCAACGCAGCGCGGUUUCAACCGCGCUGAACGCUGAACGGCCCAGGAGUGCAGCCAGCUCGCAGCCUGCCACGGGAGUGGCCUCUCAAGUGAGCGGAAGUCGCCUCAGUGGACGCAGUUCUUCACUUUCAAGGCUCACAUACCAAUCUUCUCGACCUUCGCAGGCAGUGCGUUCCACCGUGCUGGACCUGGAAUUGAUGUUGGAGCGCGAACGGCGCGAAGCCGUUGAAAGGGAACUGGCCGAGCUGAAGGAAAAGUUGGCGCUGCUGACGGGUGCCAAAAGGGCCACGCCAGCGCGGUCUCCGAGCGGAGAAAA
Molecule: messenger RNA, 500 nt
Organism: Cladocopium goreaui
Lineage: Eukaryota; Dinophyceae; Suessiales; Symbiodiniaceae
Source: the annotation of a GenBank genome assembly